Peromyscus leucopus (white-footed mouse) is the source of this 1871-nucleotide messenger RNA. Its product is annotated as cytochrome P450 2J3-like. Gene Ontology annotation, molecular function: oxidoreductase activity, acting on paired donors, with incorporation or reduction of molecular oxygen, reduced flavin or flavoprotein as one donor, and incorporation of one atom of oxygen; heme binding; iron ion binding. NCBI's taxonomy places the organism in Eukaryota, Metazoa, Chordata, Mammalia, Rodentia, Cricetidae. Gene Ontology annotation, biological process: xenobiotic metabolic process. Gene Ontology annotation, cellular component: intracellular membrane-bounded organelle; cytoplasm. The record is from RefSeq and is a predicted model, not a curated record.
UGGAACUUAGCAGAGGAAGUCCGUACUAGGAAGGGACCCAGGGAACCAGACCCAGCUCAAACCUUUACCAUGCUUGUCACAGAUGGCUCCCUGGUGGCUGCCAUCUGGGCAGCACUCCAUCCUAGGACUCUGCUGCUGACUGCUGUCACCUUCCUGUUCCUGACCAACUACCUAAAAAACAGGCGCCCCAAGAACCACCCUCCAGGGCCCUGGCGCCUGCCCUUUGUGGGCAAUUUGUUCCAGUUGGAUUUGGAGCAGACGCAUCUGGUGAUACAGCAGUUUGUGAAGAAGUAUGGAAACCUAAUUAGCCUGGAUUUUGGUAACAUCCCCUCAGUGGUCAUAACUGGACUGCCCUUAAUCAAAGAAGCUUUCACUCAAAUGGAACAAAACUUUUUGAAACGUCCCAUUACACCACUCAGAGAACGUGUCUUUAAAACAAUGGGAUUGAUCAUGUCCAAUGGCCAGACAUGGAAGGAGCAGAGGUUUGCACUAAUGACACUCAAGAACUUUGGAUUGGGGAAGAAGAGCUUAGAGCAGCUUAUACAGGAGGAGGCCCUACAUCUUGCAGAUGCCAUAGGAGAGGAGGAAGGACAGCCUUUUGACCCUCACUUCAUGAUCAACAAUGCAGUGUCCAAUAUCAUUUGCUCCAUCACCUUCGGGGAGCGUUUUGGGUAUGAGGACAGUCAGUUUCAGGAGCUGCUGAGAUUAUUAGAUGAAGCCACAUGUUUGGAAGCAUCAAGGAUGUGCCUGCUCUACAAUGUCUUUCCAUCCAUAAUGAAAUAUCUUCCUGGAUCACAUCAAACAGUUUUCAGAAACUGGGAAAAGCUGAAAUUAUUUGUUUCCCGUAUGAUGGACAGUCCGAAAGAUUGGAAUCCUGUUGAGCCAAGAGACUUCAUUGACUCUUUCCUUACAGAAAUGGCAAAGUACCCAGACAAAACUACAAGUUUUAAUGAAGAAAACCUCAUCUGCAGCACUCUGGACCUCUUCUUUGCUGGAACAGAGACAACAUCCACGACACUGCGCUGGGCUCUGCUCUACAUGUCUGUAGACUCAGAAGUUCAAGAAAAAGUGCAGGCUGAGAUAGACAGAGUGAUUGGUCAUGGGAGGCAGCCAAGCACAGCUGACCGAGAGUCCAUGCCCUACACCAAUGCUGUCAUCCAUGAGGUGCAGAGGAUGGGCAACAUCAUCCCCUUGAAUGUUCCCAGGGAAGUAACAGCAGAUAGCACACUUGCUGGAUUCCACCUGCCGAAGGGAACUAUGGUCCUGACCAAUUUGACUGCUCUGCACAGGGACCCCAAAGAGUGGGCCACUCCAGACAUCUUCAACCCAGAACACUUUUUGGAGAAUGGUCUGUUUAAGAAGAGAGAAUCCUUUCUGCCAUUCUCAAUGGGAAAGAGAGCUUGCCUGGGAGAACAAUUGGCCAGAACUGAGCUGUUCAUUUUCUUCACUGCUCUCAUGCAAAAGUUUACCUUCAAGCCCCCAGUCAAUGAGAAGCUGAGCCUGAAGUUCAGAAUGGGCCUGACCCUUUCCCCAGUCAGCUACCGCAUCUGUGCUGUCCCCAGACUGUGAUGCUGGAAAAGGAAAGAGAAAAGAAAAGAAAAGAAAAGAAAAGAGAAUGGCUUACACUUUAAACCCACUGAUGUGUACACACACAGGAGGACACGGGAUGAAGGCAACUGAGGAAAGAUGGAAGGAAUUGGAGAGAGGAAAUUAAAUCAGAUUCCUAGACUGCUGGACUCCCAAGUUGACGCUGCUUAUAGGAUUUAGGAGCUCAUAAAAGUUGCUAAAGUAAUAAUGACUAUUUCCAUUUUUGAAUUAUAUGUAAAAUGACAUGAUGUAUUAAAAUGCUAUUUAAGUCAUAACUCAAAUCA